Molecule: messenger RNA, 691 nt
Organism: Schizosaccharomyces japonicus yFS275
Lineage: Eukaryota; Fungi; Ascomycota; Schizosaccharomycetes; Schizosaccharomycetales; Schizosaccharomycetaceae
Product: cytochrome b5
Exons: 3
Coding region: 164-565 (133 amino acids)
Cellular component (GO): endoplasmic reticulum membrane
Source: RefSeq, a predicted model, not a curated record
ACGUAGACUCACAAACCAGCAUACCACAUCCCAGUGCACACCUCCGCCGCCCCCACCUUCCGGUGCUACGGCAGCUCCGUUUGGCUGAACGGGUGAGUGUGAAAUCAUCGAUUAUGCUGAGCUGCCUGCCACCCAGAACCUUGUCUUUCCAAAAACCAUAGCGAUGGUCAAGUAUAUUACACCUGAAGAAAUUGCUGCGCACAACAGCGAAAAGGACCUGUGGAUGGUCAUCAACGGCAAAGUUUAUGACAUUUCGACUUUCGGUGAUGAGCAUCCCGGCGGUGUCGAGAUCCUGCUGGACUAUGCUGGUCAGGACGGCACCAAAGCCUACAAGGAUGUUGGCCAUUCCACAGCUGCUGAUGAGUUGCUGGAAGAAUUGUAUGUCGGUGAUCUCAAGCCAGGCACGGAACUUGAGUUGGCAUCUCUGAAGAAGGACCGUGCUGUUAAAAACAGUCCUCCCCCUAUUGGUCUCAUAGUCGCCAUUGUCCUGGUGCCCAUGGUCGCCCUGUUUGUGUAUAAGAACUUCAUUUCGAAGAAGACUUCUACUUCAUUCGAUGAGGUAUAGGCUCAGUGCCCAUCGUGUCCAAAACAUUUGUACUUUAAUCCCGGUAUGCUGAUUACAGCCGGAAAACUGAUCCAAAAAUAAUUGAAAGUUGAAAGAAGAAAAAUAGAAUAUUGGCGUGAACGACAA